AUGGAUAACGUUGCUGAUCCGUGGUACAUAAGCUCCUCGGGCUUCGUGAAGGACCUUCAAGAUGAAGACUAUAAUCAACAUCCUGAUAAUGUCAAUGCUAACAUACCGCAAUCCGAAAAUUAUCCUUUGAAUAAUGAUAAUGCCAAUGGUCUUGAUAACUUGAUAGGAAUGGACUACUAUAACAUUGAUGACCUGUUGACUCAAGAGCUGAGAGACCUAGAUAUUCCUUUAGUACCUUCCCCUAGGGCUGGUGAUGACCUUUGUGAUAAAAAAAAUAUGGACAGCGCUUGGAGUUUUGGUGAUGACAACAAUAAAUUUUCUCACUAUAGCAAGAAAUCAAUGUCAUCACAUAAGAGAGGUCUAAGUGGCACAGCAAUAUUCGGAUUUCUUGGUCACAAUAAAACAUUGAGUAUCUCCAGUUUGCAGCAAUCUAUUCUAAACAUGUCAAAAGACCCUCAACCUAUGGAACUCAUAAACGAAUUUAAAACCCAGACUGCAAAAGCCAAUAAUGAGGAUUUUGCCCAAAUAAGGGAAAAGGAUGGUGAAAAUAGCUAUUUAAGUCAGGUCUUGCUAAAACAGCAGGAGGAGCUAAGGAUUGCGCUUGAGAAACAAAAAGAAGUGAACGAAAAAUUGGAGAAGCAGUUAAGAGAUAAUCAGUUACAGCAAGAAAAAUUGCGAAGAGUAUUGGAAGAACAAGAAGAAGUGGCUCAAAAAUUAGUAUCUGGGACUGCAAAGUCCAACUCCAAACCCGGAUCACCAGUAAUAUUAAAGACACCAGCGAUGCAAAACAGUAGAACAAAGGAUAAUGCUAUAAUCGUCACGACAAACUCUGCAAAUGGAGGGUAUCAAUUCCCCCCACCGACAUUAAUAUCUCCUCCUAUGUCCAAUACAUCAAUGAAUGGUUCCCCAUCCAGAAAAUACCGUAGGAACAGAUAUCCGAAUAAAAGCCCAGAAAGUAACGAGUUGAACCUAUUUCCCUCUAACAGCGCCUACUUAAGAGAUUCUGAAUUGCUCUCAUUUUCUCCACAGAAUUAUGAUUUAAAUAUGAAUACUCUUGCAUAUGAUUAUGAGUACAACAAUAGGGACAAAAACGAUAAUAGUAAGAGAAUCAAUACAGGCGACAACAUUUCCCGACUGUUUGAAAAGACUUCUCCAGGUGAAAUUAGUACCUCUCCAAGGAUAAGUGGAAACGGUUUGAGAUCACCAUUUCUCCUCAUUGCCGAUAAAAACAGGGAUGACCGAUAUCUCGCUAGCACGUUCACACCUAGAACACAGUUAUCACCUAUUCAUAAAAAAAGAGAAUCUGCAGUUUCCACAGUCUCGACUAUUUCACAAUUACAAGAUGAUACUGAACCCAUCCACAUGCGAAAUACCCAGAUCCCAAUGGCUAGAAACGGAAACGCUUUGCCAUCAUCCACCAUAUUACCUCCAAUUCCGGGUUCCAGCAAUAACACACCAAUUAAAACUUCUCUACCACAAAAGCAUAUAUUUCAACAUACACCCGUUAAAGUCUUACCAAAGGACAGAAAUAAUCUAGAUCCUCUUUUAAACGCACCAGAUUUAACAGAACAUCAGCUGGAAAUUAAGACACCAAUACGAAGAGACAGCCAGAAUGAGAUGGAUUGUCGUACGCGAGCACCACCUAUUGCACGGAAUCCUCAUAAAAGCCCUACUUUGGACAUUACUCCUCCCCCUCCAGGCGAAAUAAUACCUAGAACAUCACCUAUGAAAAUCACGAAGAAGCCAACAACGCUGCCUCCGGGUACCAUUGACCAGUAUGUUAAGGAACUACCCGAUAAACUUUUCGAGUGCCUGUAUCCUAACUGCAGCAAAGUAUUCAAACGCAGAUACAAUAUAAGGUCCCACAUUCAAACACACUUACAAGACAGACCAUACGCAUGCGACUUCCCCGGUUGCGCAAAAGCAUUUGUCCGCAAUCAUGAUUUAAUAAGACACAAGAUUUCCCAUAACGCCAAGAAAUUUAUUUGCCCAUGCGGAAAGAGAUUUAACAGGGAAGACGCCCUAAUGGUGCACAGAAGUCGGAUGGUUUGCACGGGUGGUAAAAAACUAGAGCAUUCUAUCAGCAAGAAGCAUAUAUCACCCAAAAAGAGCCUACUUGACAGCCCAUAUGAGACAAGUCCCGUGAAAGAAACUAUUGCCCGAGACAAAGAUGGAAGUGUCCUAAUGAAAAUGGAACAACAGCUGCGAGAUGAUAUGCGGAAACACGGAUUAUUGGAUCCACCACCAUCCACGGCGCCAUAUGAAAAAAAUCCGAGUCCUACCCCUUCGAACGAAAGUGUCGGUCUCUGA
Messenger RNA from Saccharomyces mikatae IFO 1815, 2310 nucleotides. It is a transcript of the gene ACE2, whose product is annotated as DNA-binding transcription factor ACE2. Gene Ontology annotation, biological process: regulation of transcription by RNA polymerase II. Gene Ontology annotation, cellular component: nucleus. The record is from RefSeq and is a predicted model, not a curated record. The transcript has a single exon. Bases 1 to 2310 code for a protein of 769 amino acids. Gene Ontology annotation, molecular function: RNA polymerase II cis-regulatory region sequence-specific DNA binding; DNA-binding transcription factor activity, RNA polymerase II-specific. NCBI's taxonomy places the organism in Eukaryota, Fungi, Ascomycota, Saccharomycetes, Saccharomycetales, Saccharomycetaceae.